This is a messenger RNA of Erigeron canadensis, 2549 nucleotides long. Its product is annotated as phosphatidylinositol 4-phosphate 5-kinase 7-like. Gene Ontology annotation, molecular function: ATP binding; 1-phosphatidylinositol-4-phosphate 5-kinase activity. The transcript is spliced from 9 exons. Lineage: Eukaryota; Viridiplantae; Streptophyta; Magnoliopsida; Asterales; Asteraceae. The record is from RefSeq and is a predicted model, not a curated record. Gene Ontology annotation, biological process: phosphatidylinositol metabolic process. Bases 43 to 2328 code for a protein of 761 amino acids.
CUUUGAUUAUACUUGACCUGAUUUACGGGUGACUGGACACAUAUGGAGAUCAUUCUAAAUGGAUGUGUGUACUUUGGUAACGUGAAGGCGAUGAUCCCCCAUGGCAAGGGAAAAUGCACAUGGGAAGAUGGUACAGUUUAUGAGGGUGAAUGGGAAGACGGAAAAAUGAGUAAGGGUGGACGGAUUACUUGGUCGUCUGGAAAAAGUUAUGAGGGUGAUUAUUCUGGCUGUUUUCUUGAUGGUUAUGGAACGUUGACUAAUCCAGACGGGUCUAAAUAUAUAGGGUCCUGGAGGUUAAACAUUCACCAUGGACAUGGUAGAAAAGAAUAUAGUAAUUUAGAUAUUUAUGAUGGUUUUUGGAAAAAUGGAGUGCAUGAAGGUACAGGUAAAUAUGCUUGGUGUAAUGGAGAUAUGUAUAUUGGGAAUUGGAAAGCAGGAAAGAUGUGUGGUAGAGGGGUAAUGAAAUUUCAUAACGGUGAUUUGUAUGAUGGUUAUUGGUCAAAUGGGUUUAGACACGGGUCAGGCGUUUAUAGGUUUGCUGAUGGUAGUUAUUAUUUUGGAAUAUGGACUCAUGGCAUCAAGGAUGGACGCGGCACUUUUUAUCCUACAGGAAAGAGGAACCGGCCUUCAGGAAGAUUAGGCAAAAAGAAAGUUUUAAAGGAGCUAAAACGUAGUAUAAGCCGUAAGCUACCUAAACAAAUACCUAUUAUUGGAGUUUUACCUAUUAUUGGAGUUCUCAAAGACUCCAAUCGGAAGAUAGUCAAGAAAGUAUCCUUGGAAAAAGAUAAGGAUAUCAAGGGGGAUUCGGGUACAGAGUUCUCUGUGUUAGACAAUACUGACAUAUUAUCUCAUGGCUCCGAGGAUGGAGAAACUGAAGUGGCCGAUGAGGAUCCAACUGUAAUUUAUGAACAGGAAUAUAUAGAUGGAGUUUUGAUCAAAGAAAAGGCAAAUACUAAUGCAGGAUUAUCAUACAAACGUGAACAACAACGCAAAAAGCAUGUGAAGAAAGUGAAACUAAAGUCAUUAUCGGACAUUUCUGAUGACGUUAAGAGCUACCAUCUGAUGCUUAAUUUGCAGCUAGGUAUCAGGUAUAUUGUUGGCAAAACCUCACGGAUUUCUAUACGUACAUUGAGAUACUCGGAUUUUGGUGAAAAAGCAAGAAUAAGGGUGUUUUUUCCCACCAAAGGCUCACGAAUGACACCUCCACACUUGUCAUUCGAUUUUCAUUGGAAAGAUUAUUGUCCUAUGGUCUUCAGAAAUUUAAGGGAGAUGUUCAACAUAGAUGCCGCAGAUUAUAUGAUGUCGAUAUGUGGGGAUGAUUUGAGAGAGAUUUCUACUUCAGGAAAAAGCGGCAGCAUUUUCUAUAUGUCUCUUGAUGACAAAUUUGUGAUUAAAACUUUACGAACAUCUGAACUCAAGGAAUUACUGAAGAUGCUUCCCAACUAUUACAAUCAUGUAAAAGCCCAUGAUAACACUCUGAUCACUAAAUUUUAUGGACUCCAUGAAAUUUCACUGAGAAGUGGCAAGAAGGUACAAUUUGUGGUCAUGGGAAAUAUGUUUUACACACAACUGCGGAUACAUCGUCGUUAUGAUUUAAAGGGUUCUUACCAUGGAAGAAAAACCAAUAUCGAUGACAUAGAUGAGGGUACCACAUUUAAAGACCUUGAUCUUGCUUAUGCUUUUCAUAUGGACAAGUCGUUACGUGAUGCCCUUUUCAAACAAAUCUACCUAGACUGUGUCUUUUUAGAAUCACAGCGCAUUAUAGAUUAUAGCCUUCUUCUGGGAUUGCAUUUUAGAGCUCCUAAGCAUAUGAAUGCUCUCUUAGAACCGCCAGAUUCAUACCAUGGACCUGUGAAGUCUCCUACUGAUCUUGCUCCAACAUUAUUUAAUGUCGACCGGUCAAUUCCACCAAAGGGACUUCUUCUUGUGACCCAUGAGCCGAGUUCUGUCAACACCGCACCUGGUCCACACAUCAGAGGAAGUACUUUGAAAGCAUUUUCAGUAGGUGAUAAGGAAGUUGAUCUCCUUCUUCCUGGUACUGCAAGGUUACGAGUGCAGUUAGGAGUAAACAUGCCAGCUGAGGCAAACCGUAAAGUCUUCUCAAAAGAACCAUCAAAUUCUAAUGAAACAGAACUUUUUGAGGUCUAUGAUGUUGUACUCUAUCUUGGUAUAAUUGAUAUACUACAGGGAUACAACAUGAGAAAGAAAAUAGAGCAUGCUUAUAAAUCAAGGCGCCACGAUCCCAAGUCAGUAUCUGUUGCGGAUCCCCAGUUUUACUCGAAACGUUUUAUUAAUCAUCUGGAGAAGGUUUUCCCUGCAGGAACUUAAAGCUUGCACCCUCAAACCACAUGGUCCAGAAUUUAACUACUCGGUCGAUAUAUAUAAUUUACAAAUCGUUAUGUUAUCGAUUACCUUUUGUAUAGUUUUCAUCACGUUCCUAGAGUACAAGCUGUGUAUCAAGGUUUAUGGGGCAAAUCUUUUAUUCUAACAAUCAUGCAAUUCAUGCUAUAUGAUAACAACUACUAUGUGGAAUGCUUUAUACAAUAAGA